Eufriesea mexicana is the source of this 808-nucleotide messenger RNA. RefSeq names its product coiled-coil domain-containing protein 1-like. The record is from RefSeq and is a predicted model, not a curated record. The annotation marks the transcript as partial. The transcript has 2 exons. Lineage: Eukaryota; Metazoa; Arthropoda; Insecta; Hymenoptera; Apidae.
AUGGGUGGAUCAUGGCAAAAAUUUAAGAGCAAACUUAUAUCAGAAUUCGGACAUCCGUGGGUAACAGCUCGUUUCAAGGACAAGGUUCAAGACGAAGUUGAGGAUGAAGUCGAAGACGAAGUUGAGGAUGAAGUCGAAGACGAAGUUGAGGAUGAAGUUGAUGACGAAAUUGAGGACGAAACUGAGUACGAAAUUGAAGACGAACUUGAAGACGAAAUUGAGGACGAAAUUGAAGACGAAGUUGAAGACGAAAUUGAGGACGAAGUUGCAGACGAAGUUGAAGACGAAAUUGAGGACGAAGUUGCAGGCGGAGUUGCAGGUGGAGUUGCAGAAGGAGUUGCUGACGGAGUUGCAGACGGAGUUGUAGACGAAGUUGAAGACGAAGUUGAAGACGAAAGGAACGGGGAGACCGACGCGAUCCAGAAGAGGAACGCAGGAUCGAACGGGUUGCCGCAAGCAAGUGACGGUGAAGAGAUGCAGGAAGCGGUUCCGGAAGUCGCGAUAGGAGGAAAGACGGUAGACGGAGAUGUCUACGAAGACGAUUGGAAGAACAAGAGCGCGAGCGACGAUGAAGCCGACGAUGAAAACGAUGACAAGGACGACGGAGAGAACGAUGGCGCGAGCGACGGGAAGAGCAACAAUGAAAACGAGAAAGAAGACGAGAGAGAAGAUCAGGAGGACGAGGGCGACGAUGGAGACGAAGACGAGGACGAUGGAAAGAACGAUGACGCGAGCGACGGGAAGGACGACGACGAAGACGAAGACGAGGGCGCAUACAAGGACAAAAAUAAGAACGAAGGCCAGAAGG